UCCAUUUAUUUCGUUCAAAUAUCUUAUUUUUCCUCUUUUCCGAAAUUAUACGUUAUAAACACCCUGACGUUUGAUCAACACGUGAAUCUUAAUCCACCUCCCGUCCUGUGGAAGGGGUUAUGCCGGGUAGAUUUUCACGCGUUUGUAGAAACGAAAGAGAGAAUGGACGAGGCAGUCGCUACACCGCCUACAUUUAAACGAAAUUUCUUCGAGCGAAUCUACUGCGUGGAAUUGUCACCGUACGAAUGGUCGCAGCACUUGAUCUGUAUCGCCCUCGCCAAGGAAAUUGUCGUCGCUACAGUUAGAUUUCAGGAUGAAGAUGACGCAGUGGAGGACAUGGCGUACAAUCCUAUCAAGACGUUCCACCACGAUACCAGACCUCACGCAGUUGCAUGGAGUCCGGAAACCUCCUUGAGUGUUGUCCCUAAAAUUCUGACAUUUUGUGUCGCUGGUGCAGAUUUUAAAAUAAGAUUGUACAAUAGUAAUUUGAAUGACGUUAAUGUGUAUGAGAUUUUAGAAGGGCACAAAGAUUACACGAAUGCAAUUUCUUAUGAACCAGAGGGUGAAUUACUAGCAUCGGUUUCCGACGAUCAUACGUGUAAAUUAUGGGCGAUUAAAGAGGAUCAGAAGUGUGUGUCUACAUUUUUCUUAACGUCGCCUGGUAGCAGUGUAUGUUGGCACAGCGAAGAAUCUGGCAAGCUUUUAGUAGCAGAGAAGAAUGGCUUGAUACGUAUGUAUAAUGUCAGAAGUCAGCAAGCGAUUAUGUCUCUCGAUUCUGGGGCUGUUCCCUUGAUUGCGGCAGAUUGGGCAUCGAAUCCUUUAAAAGUUGUAUCGAUGGCUGCCGGAGAAUUAUUACUCUGGGAUGUAUCCAGACCGAGCCGGCCCCUUGAUGAACGGACGCUUCAUCUGGAAGGUGGUUUAGCGGUGAAAUUCUCUCACGCGAAUGAGAAUCUGGUAGCGAGUAUUGGUUGGCCAGAUAACUUGUUGAAAGUUUUCAAUUUCAAAACCAAACAAGUGAUAUUGUGCGGGAAAGUCAAGUUAGUUGGCGGUAUGACAUGGCACUACAAAUUGCCUUAUGUCUGUGCUGGAAGUGAUAGAGAACUAUUUUUUUGGAGAGUAAAUGUAAAUUAAGAUACAUUAAACAGUUUUAUACAUAAAAAAGAAAUUUUUUCAAUUCUUUAAAAUAAAUAUUUAAAAGCCGCUGCCAUAUACGAUAACAUUAUAUCAUUAUAUAAUAUUGUAUUAGUUAUAUAUAAUUUCUUUUAUAUUAUAUACUCUAGUAUUUCUCUACAUUCAUUAUUUUGGAAAAAAUCAUGACUUAUAUUACAUCUGUAACAGAAUUAAUUAACAUU
Messenger RNA from Nylanderia fulva, 1352 nucleotides. RefSeq names its product nuclear pore complex protein Nup37 (gene Nup37). Gene Ontology annotation, cellular component: nuclear pore outer ring. The record is from RefSeq and is a predicted model, not a curated record. Gene Ontology annotation, molecular function: protein binding. NCBI's taxonomy places the organism in Eukaryota, Metazoa, Arthropoda, Insecta, Hymenoptera, Formicidae.